This is a messenger RNA of Gossypium arboreum, 1724 nucleotides long. RefSeq lists its product as uncharacterized. The transcript has 5 exons. The record is from RefSeq and is a predicted model, not a curated record. Bases 255 to 1184 code for a protein of 309 amino acids. NCBI's taxonomy places the organism in Eukaryota, Viridiplantae, Streptophyta, Magnoliopsida, Malvales, Malvaceae.
UUAAAAACGACAUUCAACCAUGAAUCCAAAUCAUAAUUUUUAAGUACGAUUUUAUAAUGGGAAUUUAAGUUUGUAAACUCAAUUUUUAUAAUUGUAGAACCACAGUCAUCUCUCAUCGCCAAACAAGCCUCGGCUUUCUCUUCCUUCUAUUUUAUCCCUUUCCCUCUCUCCUCCUUCCUAUUGCCUCCAAGUUUCCGACAGAGCAGGAAAUCAAAUAAGGAUCAACAUUUGAAGCUUGUUUCAAAGCAACACUGAUGAGACGACAGGGACAAUAUGCAGACUCUGGUGGCAAUGCAUAUGUAUCUGCUCAGAUGCAGCAUAUGCCUGCACAAAGGAUGGAGAUCAAGUCUGGUCAAUUUCAAGGACAACUAGAAGCAUUUACUCCCGAAAGGGAUCAACCAUAUCGAACUCCAAAAUCAGAUGGCCAGUGGAGGUGGGAAAGAGAUGGAUCAAAAGUGUCAAACCAAAUGACACCCAAAAUGUUCAAUGAAGAACCUGAUGUGAAAUUUGUUCUUUUAGAGCCUGUGGCAGGCCAAGUCAUGUUGCCUUUUAGAGUGUCAGGCCAAGGGACUGAUGGAUCAAGAACUUAUUUCCAGGGCCAGAGGCCAGAUCCCAACCUAUCUUUAGAAAAACAAAAUGCUGAUCUCAGAUCUCGACCCCAUGAUGAAAAUAUGGAAGUUGGCUAUGAGCACAAUCUUUUGCCACCAACUUUGGAAGGUCUUGAGAAGAAAUUCCAUGAUGACAUAAUGAAGCUUGCUAAAGAACAGAACGAUGCUGAAGAUGCCGAAAAUAGUAGACAUAGAGAGAAAAUAAAUGCAAUCAAUGGUCAGUAUCAGGAACAGCUAACAGCACUUCGAGCACGGCAUGCCAAUCGCAGAGAUGAGUUCCUACGUAAGGAAUCUCUUGUACGCCAACAACAAUACCAGCAGGCAAUGAUGGACUAUUAUCCUCAUAGCAACAUGGCUCCAGCUGAUAGCUUGCCAACCGGUAAUAAUCCUCAUGGUUACGGUAGCGGUGCGGGUUCCGCUGUUGUUGGAGAUGGACAUCGAGGGUAUAAUUCUGAUAACUAUGACUCCUACAGAGAGAGGUCUCGAUAUCUUGGGGCUGCUAGAGAUCAGGGGUUUGAACCUAGAGGUUCAUACCCGGGGGGGCGUGCCUAUGACAACAGUUCACGUUAUAACUGAAUUUGCUUAGUUUAACUUCCCUUAGCCACGUCCUCCAGGUACAGUUCUGAUAUUUACCCCAUGGAUUCUGGCAUGCUAUAUCCUGAAGUUUACGUUAUAUUUUCUGCAGUUCUCCCACCUGUUGGUUUCUUCUUUCUGCAGUUUUUACAGUUUUUAUGUAACUGAUUCUCCAUUUGGAUGAUUGGCGAGGGUCACCUUGUCAGUCGUUCGUAAAUGGAGCAUAAAUGGGUAGUCAGAGUUGAAAUCUGAGUUUCCCGAAGUUGAGAAUGAAUGUCGAAUGCGCGACUGACAUGGGUAUGAUCAAAAUGUUUUAGUUGUAUACAUUUGAAGAUCAUAUUAUAUGCAUACCUCUGUUUGAAUACGUUGGAGACAAAUCUGAAAAAAUGCAUAUCAAACACCAAAUUGGAUGAAACUUCAAUUCCUUAUCCAAUUUGUGCGAUAUAUUGAACCGAUUUAGAUAAAGAAACUAGAUUGAAUGGUAUUAGUCUUUAUACUUUGUGAAUGAAAGUUGUGGAUUUAACUGUCCUUUAAUUUGAACAA